Diutina rugosa is the source of this 2436-nucleotide messenger RNA. RefSeq names its product Vid21p (gene VID21). Bases 1 to 2436 code for a protein of 811 amino acids. The record is from RefSeq and is a predicted model, not a curated record. The transcript has a single exon. Lineage: Eukaryota; Fungi; Ascomycota; Pichiomycetes; Serinales; Debaryomycetaceae.
AUGUCGCUGGUUCAACGGCUCAUAGAAGAUCCGUUGUUAGCAGAUGUUCUUGUGAGCACUGCCCACGACACUCCUGCGGAAGCUGCUGAGGCCUCUCGACUUGAGAAUCUUCAAGCCCUCGUGCGGGACCCACAGCGGCUUCGAGAAGUCAUUGCCGCUAAUAUCGAGAAACAGCUAUGGCAUCCGGGGCAGAGAAAGCGGAAGCACGAAGAGGUAGAAGGUGUUGAGGAAGAAGAGUACCCUAAGUACCAGGUGGUGGCUGUCCCUGACGGCUACCCCACCCAUCCUCAGGAAGUGAAGCUGUUAGCCGAGUUAUACUACUUGACGCAAACUCUACCACUUACCAAGUUGCUCCCCAGCAGCCACAAGGUGCUCAUGACGGAUAACUUUGAGCUGGCGUUGCUUGAAGGCAAGAUCGCGGUGCUAUACCUGCGGAUAGAGGAGUUGAAGCGUCAAGGCAAGUGGUCGUUGCGCCAGCCUCAACGCCACUACGACCCUUUUACCUACGUUAAGAAGAAUAAGAAGAAAGAGUUCCACUGGGACUGGGUGGUGAGAGAAGGCGAGUGGAUGGCUGAGGACUUCAAGCAAGGGGUACGCUGGAAGAAAGCAUGCUGUGUGGAGAUUGCCCGAGCGAUUAAGGCUUACCAUCGCGGUGAAGAUGUCACUAUCAAGACCCGUAAGCCCGCCCUGGUGUUGAAAGAGUCCAGCCGGAACCCGGUGCUUUACCUUGACCCGGAAACCGACUUGUCUAAGAAUGACUCCACGGUGUUGCGCAGUUUACCCAAGUACACAUCGUUCUGUCAAGACUCGAGUGCGUAUCUGCUUCUUAAGCACAUGGAACUGCCCUUGGUGCCGGUACUGCGGCUUAUCCACCCCACGGAAGAGAAUAAUGACUGGUUCAACCUCUACACUCGCACCGAGGAGGAAGAUGACUUGGAGACCCUCAACAUCGAAGCCAAGGAAGCUAAGAUGAUGUGCAAGGGGUCUCCGUUCGGCAACGUGCGCCGGUUCACCCCUCUCAAACCGCCAAAGCCUCCUCUUGUCAAGAAUAUCGAGUUCCGUACUCCGACCAUCUGGCUCCCCCAAGACGACAAGCUUCUCAUUCACUACAUUGCUGAGUUUGGGUUCAACUGGGAUCUUAUCCUGGAGCAUUUGCAAGGUGCCACUCUGACGGCGCUGUUGAAGCUGUACCAAGCGAACAUUGAACGUAGAACCCCGUGGCAAUGUUUUGAGCGCUACAUUCAGCUUAACGAAAACUUCCAAUUCCUUGACAUGAAGGGUAUGUACAACUACCACGCUCAACAAUGGCUUGAGCAAGCGCAUAAGCAACAGCUUACAACGAAACGGCGCAUCUCACCACUUGGGGUCGGUCUGGAGCUGAUCCAACGGGGCCACCGGCGUUUGCGGUGGGCGCUGAUGUUUGAUGCCAUGCGCAAGCUGAUCAAGAAGCGGGAAGAUACCGCUAGGGACCGGUUAAACCUGCAGCGCAAAGCCAGUGAAGUGACGGCGCAGCAAGCCAACAAGAAACAGCUGACUAAUGAUAGGGUGGCCACCCCGGCGGAGCUUUCCAAACUCAAGUAUGAAAACGACAAAAGCAUCCGCAAGGCCUACAUUGACCAACGCGCAACGCGCAAUGAAAUGGCGGCGGCCGUUAAAGGUGGCGGCAAUGGCCCUACUGCGGCUGGUCCCCCAGCUACUGUUUCUACUACUGGCACCAACCCUCAACUGAGUGCACCGCCGUCAGCUCAGCCUAGUGGCGCUAACACUCCCCGAGCGCAAUCGCAACCACCACAACAAGGGAUGACUCCAGUUCCUCAGCAAACUCCGCUGAGAGUACCUCCAGGGUACACACCGGAGCAGUUCCAACAAAUGAUUGCCCUGAGACGCAAGAACACGCCAACGCCGAGUCUGACUCCUGUCCCCACCGCGGGCAUGGCUGGAGCGAUGCCGGCUUCGGCCCUGGUGCAGCAAACGCCGACGAAGCGGCUCCAAUUCGCUCCGGCGCAGGUGACUGCUAUCAUCAACCUGAUUCAGCAAAAGCAUCCUAACUUGUCUAAGGAACAGGUGACGAAGUACGCGGCCCAAUAUUUGGCUACGCUCCAGCAGCAGCAAUCGAACCGGGCGGUGGCUCAGGCGCAGUCCCACGUGAUGGCCCCGAGCCAGUCAACGCUGCAAGCAGCUAUGGCUCAGGGUGCCUCGCCGCGAGUGAUCGAUCCGGGAGCUACUCCCACGCCGCAGCAAUUGAUCCAGCAGCAACAACGCCAACAACGGGCUCGCCAACAGGCAGCCGUGGCCGCUCAGCAACAGCAGAGCCAACGCCAACAAAUGCUGCCUCACGAGCGCCAGGUGAUGAUGCAAAUGCAAAUGCAGAUGCGCCAACACCAACAAUUGAUGGGGAUGCCCCCGCAAUCUCCGUAUGACGACAAGACGGAAUGA